GCGACGUUGAGCGAUGCAGGAGGUGCACAGGCGGUGGGAAUACAGAUCGUUCCCAGCGCUCGACUCGACUCGCGUUGGGCUCAGCCCGGUGGUGUUCAUUUCACGAGUGCAACUCUUUUAGAGUUUGGCCAUGGCGAGGGCUCCGCGGCCGCCGCCCAGGCCCAGGCCGAGGGCGCGGGCGGGGGAGGGGCCCUGCAGGCGGCCAUCCAGGCGGCGCUGCAGGCGGCGGCGCGCGAGAGGUCCGAGCUGGAGGCGCGCCUCGCCCAGCUGGAGGCGGCGCGGGAGGACGCCAGGCGACUGCAGGCAGAAGUGAGCCGCCUGUCGGAAGAGAAUGAAGGGCUGCAUGCGAGGCUGGCAUCCCUGGCACGAGGUCCUCUAUCCGACUCGGAGAAAGAGCAGCUGCUGUUGCGAGGGGGCUCAGCGCCAGCCUCGAUGAUCACUCCAGCCUCUCCACCGGGCAGCACCGAGAUGCUGCUGCCUGGUGGGGAGCUCAGCAGCCCAAUGGGCAUCAUGCGCCCACCUGCGGAGUGGGAGGACCGCCAGUCAGUGGGCGCGAGCAGCGAGUUGUCAGAACUGGGAGGGCAUAACUCGAGAUUGCAACAAGAGAACGCUGCGUUGGUGGAGUCGUUGUGCCGCCAGACGCAGCGCCUGGAGGAGGCCCAGGGCCGCAAUGAAGCUCUGCAGGAGCUGCUCCUGCGCGGCUGCACAGAUCGUGACGGUGCGCUAAUCGAACUCCUGCAGAACGCUAAAGACAGGCACGAAGGUCUGGUUCUCAGUGAAAUCCACCUUGCAGCACGGGUCAGAGUACUGGAAGCUGAGCUCACUGCUGCUGAUGAAGAAGCACAUCGGGCAGCUGAAAGGGUGCAGGGGCUGGAGGCAGAUGCAGACUCAGUGAGGGCAGAGCUCCGAGCCUUGCAGGUUGGCGAACUUGAAGAGCAGCUACGAGCUCCUGAACUUGGGGAACUAGAGCACCGAUUGGAGGUGAUGCGGUGUGAGAAAGAGGCUCUUGAAGUGAGAUUGUCAGCCCUGCAGCAGCAGCUGUGUUCCAGCCAAGGAGAUGUGGCCCUCUCUCGAGAACAGAUUCAAGCCCUCAGGGAAGAGUGUCAGGCCCUUCGGAAGCAGUGCGAGGCAGCUGCUGAGGCGUUGGAAGAGGAGCGGGCAGCGCAGGCCAAAGCGGCGCAGAUCACUUUGCAGGCGCACAGCCAGCAGCUGCAGGCACUCUUGGCAGACGAGAAACAGCGAGCUCUGCGACUGGACGAAUGGGAACAAUUCCAGUCAGAUCUGUUAGUAGCUGUACGGGUAGCAAAUGACCACAAGAUGGAGGCCGAGAUGGAACGAUCGUCGUUGCAGGAACGUGUAUCUACUCUUCAGGCAGCUUUGGAUGCACUUACUGACACCAGAUUGUCAUUGCCAAAUGUUUCUUCAAAUCCUGAAUACGUAAAUGUUCACCUGGAAGGUUUAUAUGCAAAAAUUGAUCCUUCUCACCGACCUUUCCAUUCUCUGUCAGUUCCUAACGCUCUUUCGUCUUUAUCAGAUGAGAAAACAAACACACUGAAUUCACAUUUACGUGAAAUUGAAAAGAGACAGUUGGAAAUUUUGGGUAGUGCAUCUGAUGAUGAAUAUAUAGAGUUCAAACCACAAAGAUCAUCAAUGUUUGCUAGGAUUGGAGAUAAUACAAUAAUACCAAGUGGAGAAAUUUUAAUUAACAGUACUUUUGGUCAAAACAGAGAUACAGAAUGGACUCCAUUGAGUUCUGAUGCUAAUAAUGUUCCUAGUUCUACUGAGGAUCCAACUGCUUCACCCAAAAGUUCACCAAAAGGCGGACUAUUUUCUAGUAUUCUGUCAUUGAAGGACAAGUUGCUUUCAGAACCCAAACAAAAAUUAGCUGCUUUCCGAGAGAGUAUUUCUGGUUCUCGAUCACAAGUUCAAAAGUUGAGCAAUACAGAGAAGUCAGUUCAGGGAUCUCAAAAGCGAAUUGGAAUUUUAAAGCCUUUUAAAGCACAAGAUGAUUUGUUUAUGGGAAGAAUUUCGAAAGGAGGAGCAGGUCGCUUGCAUAAAAAACCGGAGGCUAAGACAAAGAAGAAGUCCUUUUCAGAUCCACAUUUGGAUAACAUUUCCUUCAGCUUCCUUCCAAUGCAAGAUGAAAAUCCUACUCGGCCUUUGCCAUCACUGGCAAUUGUUCCUCCAUACAGCGAUCAAGCUGGCUGGUCCAAUUGGUUCAAGGAGAACCAGCUGGUGUACGAUGUGCAAUUGCGGCGAAUAUCUUCCAAAGCUCAGCAGAAACCUGCUCCAGCAAUUGCUUCUGUACCCCCUCAGCCUCGGCCAGUGUCAGACAGCACUGUGGAAGUCCCCACCCUCAGGGUGCGAUCAACAGGCGUCUCUCGGCAAGACAGCCAGCUGUCUGUUAAAACAUUAGUCGAAAGCAUUGAAAAUGCUUCCAAAACCACCAAGAUUGGUGGACGAAGUCGCAGCGGUUCAACUUCCAGUGUUGGGGAUGGGACUACUCCUACACCCACACAAGUACGGAGAGUGGUUUCAGAAAUCCCCACUUCAGAAAACAGUAACAAUUUGCUACCUCCAAAAGCUCCCCUUCGUGAUCAGCAACAGUUGAAUAACCAGACAAGUUUACGCAAACUUACAAACCCUACCCUUACAGCAGAUAAACCUGUGACAAAAAGUGAAGAGGUUUCUAGUUCAAUUUUAACCAGCACAAAAUCUCUGCCCCCAGUAUCUUCAGUUGUGUCUGAUUUCACACGAAGAAGCAGCUACAGUGACCUCAGUGAGCGCAAGGACCCUCUGUGGCUGCUUGUUCGAAAUGGAGGUUCGAAGCGUAAUGCAUUGCUCAAGUGGUGCCAGCACAAAACCGUUGGCUACCGGAACAUCGACAUAACGAAUUUCUCAAGUUCUUGGAACGAUGGCCUUGCUCUGUGUGCUCUUCUGCACUCCUAUCUGCCUGACCGGGUGCCUUACGACACACUCUCGCCUUCAGAGAAAAGGCGUAAUUUCACCAUAGCAUUUGCGGCAGCAGAGUCUGUGGGAAUACCUACUACUUUGAAUGUGUCUGACAUGAUCCAACUGGAGAGGCCAGACUGGAACCAAGUGAUGGCAUAUGUUACAGCAAUUUAUCGACACUUCGAGACAUGAUAGCAUAAAUGCAGGAGAUGAAAGUUGAGUCAUUGCUUCUGCACAAUGAAACACAUCUGUUGAUAUCAAUGUGGGGCCUUCCGAAUUCACACAACGAUAACUUGAAGGACAUGGAUGUUUCCAGUCUCUUACAGGGUUUCUAGUCAAUGGAUAAUUUUGUGCAAGUUAGGAUGGUCCCAACCAACUAGGUUCAUGUGCUCUCAUUGUCCACUGCUAAUAACAUUUAACUUUCAUCCAAUGAAAUUACUGUAGAAUAGUGCUGCAGCUCAUUUUUUAAUGUGUAUAUUUAUAAGAGGUAUUGUUUUGAGGAUAUUUUGCAUUUUCUUUCCUACAUUAAUUUUGAGUAGAAAAACUUAAGUGUAAAAUGUUGUCCUGUGAAAUGUUUUAAAGAGGAAAUCCUCUUAUUUAUUGUCUUUGUUUUUUGUGAAUUCAUUUUCAUUUAAGCAUUUAUCUGCUCUACAAUCCCCAAUGUUAAUAUGUAUGAGUGAAUAAGUAUUUUACAAUAAUUGUUUGAGGGACCAGUAAGCAACUUCAGUUCUCUUGAGUAUUGUUAAAUGUCAUUCAGUUGUGGUCUGCCCUACGUGGAACUGUGUAUCAUGUCAUUAUCAAGGAGCCUGCUCCAUGUAGUUCUAAGUGCUCUUUAGGCUCCUGUAUACUCACAUUCUAUUCGCAACAUUCUCUCUACUGGUAUUCACCUAUAAAUAAACAUACAUGUAAAAAAAUGUAUUUAUUGAGAUUUUAUAAGAACUGUGUAUUGUAAUGUAAUGUAUUGUACUGUAUUGUAUUUUAUCAGUUCCUAUACCAGCCUGCUUUUUGUUUUAGUAUGUACACCUUAAAGGUGCUUUCUUAGUGUGUGGAACUUUAUAAAAAUAUACACUAUUUGCAGAAAAAAAC
Molecule: messenger RNA, 4038 nt
Organism: Gryllus bimaculatus (two-spotted cricket)
Lineage: Eukaryota; Metazoa; Arthropoda; Insecta; Orthoptera; Gryllidae
Source: the annotation of a GenBank genome assembly